CGUCGAGAUAUAAGAAUGUCGCAGGACUGUCUCCAGUCCACUUCGACCUCAUCUCCUGAUCUGACAUCAUCGGGAAGAAAUAGGUCCAAAUCUGCGAUGGCCAGUUUGCUCAAGUUCCCCCUCCUCGCCACCGCCGUUUUCGUUGUCGCAGCCUCCGGGAGCGCCCUCGAAGGCCCCGACGCCGACUUCGCUAUUCCCAGAGAACUGGACCAGCUGUUGAUCCCGGUCUCCACCCUCGUCGGCAUCCCCCCCUCCGAGGACCAGCUGCCUUCGGGAGUCGCUCUCUCCCCCAGCGGCAUCUCCAAGAGGUCGCCCAGGCGGUUCCGCACCUCCUCCAGCACCGACGAGUACCACGUGUGCACGCCGAGCCGUCACGAGGUGAUCCGUCUCCUGCUGGCGCUGCACGAGGCUCGCCAAGGUCGCAACAUGGACAGGAUCAUCCAGCUCUGCAACAGGCAUUCGAAUGCCGCCGGAAUCGACACCAACAUCCGCUUCCUUGGCUAAAAGAAAAGAAUAAAGCCCGGAAGACAGAGAUGAAGAUGAAAAAGGGAAAAAAUUGAUGAAGAGGCACAGCCAAUAGGCCGGUUAUAGAUUGUUUAUACGCGCCAUCGUGGGACUUUCCGUGUUUUUGUUGAUUUUUUCGAACGGCAUUUGCUUCUAUAAUGCUGCUCUUGUAUACAAAUGAAAGAUGUAUGAUUGGGUAUGCAAAUCUGAGAUUUUUUUUUUACCCCAAGACCACAAAAUUGGACAUUAUCAGUGUAUAUAUUUAAGCAUUUCAUGAUAAGAUUUAAUAAAAUAUUGUUGGUCA
This is a messenger RNA of Penaeus monodon (black tiger shrimp), 808 nucleotides long. RefSeq lists its product as uncharacterized. NCBI's taxonomy places the organism in Eukaryota, Metazoa, Arthropoda, Malacostraca, Decapoda, Penaeidae. The record is from RefSeq and is a predicted model, not a curated record. The transcript is spliced from 4 exons. The coding region runs from base 16 to 504 and encodes 162 amino acids.